Molecule: messenger RNA, 2343 nt
Organism: Amoebophrya sp. A25
Lineage: Eukaryota; Dinophyceae; Syndiniales; Amoebophryaceae
Source: the annotation of a GenBank genome assembly
GAUGUACUGAGUUUGAGGAGGCGGCUGCUGGGGACGAUGCAGCUGUGUUCAAGAGACUGGCAGAGAACAAGGCGUCCUGUGCGUGUCGGGGUCGGACCUAGAUGAAGGGAACCACUGUCAUAGGCGAGAUAUGGUGAUUAAGCAAGGCAGUGAAGACUCGUCGCCCAGCGGUGCAGAGGAGGCCAACCCAAGUUCCCCCUCGAAGAGGACACAGGGCGCCGCCUUGCGCAGACGAAAAUCCUCCUCGAUGCCCGUGUCUCCAACCGCCAAAGAGAGAGCAGGAGUGGUGGCAGUGGAGUUGGAUGGCACAGCGCAUAGGGGAAUCAGCGCGUCGCUGGACGUGGGUCGCCAGGCUUCUGAGGACGCGAAGUUUCGCUUCACGCAAGCAGAAAAACUAGAAAUGAUUGCUGACAACAGUCGAUCCCGUUCUCCCAUUUCGGCGGCCCUGGAUAGCUACUUCGGGAUUCUCAUUUUCGUGAACAUGAUUAUUCUCCGUAUCGAGACGGACCACGGGGACAGCUACCCACCUGGGCCUGGCCCUCAGUCGCCCCUCUGGUGGCUCGAGACCGUGGUUGUGUGUUUCUACUGGCGGAUAACGUAUGAGCCAAUACCCUUAGUGGAGGUUCGAACACAACCCACGACGAAAGAGCGCGCCUCUGAGGCUGCGGCGAGACACCUGGAGCGAAAGCCCUGGAGAAACCCGCAGUCAGAGAAGGGUUGCACAUGAAUCCUAUGCCUCUGGAUCAUCAUGAGGGAGAAAACACGCAAAUCGUUGCUGUUGGUUGAUAAAGACUGCAUAAUUUGUAAGUACACAAAUAUUCGCAUAUCAAUAUGACCUUUACGCGCUUAUUUUCAUACAUUCGAAAAAUGAAAAUCGCAUUUUUGAAUGCAGUGCGGGGGGGGAAUCAGUGUCCGCGUGCGAUUGAUUAACUGAGUGUCGGCGCGGCAGUGAAUUGGGACAAAAAGAAGUUUUAGUAUCUACCUAUGUAUUUCUUUUUUAUUAAAUGAGCCUCCCGCUCCCGUAUGUAGAUAAAUCCAAACCAAUCUAGUAAGUAAAGAUUUUCCUUUUCCGGUCAUGACGUAUUUGAUGGAGGUACCCAGGAUCGACAUCGAGGACACAAGAAUAAGGUUGUUGUAGAUAUAAUGAAGGCAUGCCGCAAUAAGGCACCCCAGCACCAGUCGCCCACUCGAUAGCAGGGUGGGCAGACAUCCCUUUUCUAGAUAGAACUAGUUGUUACUCUUACUCAUGCAAGAACUCGACUAAUAUCUUCAUGACCAUGAUCUACAAAACCCAAAAAUAAGCAGAGAGACGUUCGUCAGAUUCCAGGCUCCACUAUAUGGGACGCUUCCGGCGCCUUAUGCUAAAGUGCUACCAUUGGAGCAUCAUGCGAAUGAGUGUAUUAUAUCCCUCAUCACUUUUUAUCCGGGGGAACGACAAUUUUUUACAACUACAAGAAUGAACAAAAUGAAAAUAUAAUUCAAUCACAACAAUUGCUUGAUCUUGAUGUGUCAUGUGUGCAACUACAUAUUGGCGUAUUGGUCUUGUAAGCAAGAAGAUUGGGAGGUCUGUCAUCUGUCCUGACCUUCACGGUUAUUACUUAUUCUUUUUUAUGCCCUCGUCUUAUUAAUUUGGAACAAAGCUCGUAAAAGCAGGUAAAACUGUGGAUGGCGGAUCAGAUCCUUAAUCCUUAAUGACGUCCGUGAGUGUGGUGCAAUGAAGGCAGAAGCAGCCGCAGCAGCAUUGCUAGGAGUGUGGCAGCCACUAUUGAUUCAUUGAGCAGUGGCGGACAUCGGUACUCAUGGCUAAAAAAAACAGGAGGUAACUAAGCCUUUUCAACCUGAGGCACUAUUCUUUCUAAGCAGCAAGCUCCAAUAGGACAUCAUUCUUUUCCAUACUAUUUGAAGCCCUGCCUCCUCCACACAAAAGAAGCUGAUAUUAUUGUACUUAUCAACGGCCCACAGCACUCCACGACCAACAGCCACAUCACAUAUUAGAAGCAAAUACGAACUGUCGUGAAUGUACAAAUCUUGAUAUGCAUGUAUUAAAAAUCUUAUAAUCUUUGAUAUUAACAACUACUUCCUUGUUAAUAGAAGUGUUAGUUUCUUGGAACAAGAUGAGAAGUCACCGGACCUCCUCCGUGAUGGGGGUGCUGACCAGGAUCAGCCUGGUCACUACAUGCUGUUGUUAUUCUAGCAUCGCAGUGUCCUCUGGUGAGGAGAACCUGCUUACAUAGUAGCAUGAUGCAGUGCGACUUUGAUCUAGUUUGUAGUGAGUGCUGUAAUCACAGUUGUGGUAGUAUGCGCGAAGAGUCAGGACAGUUGGCAGGUACAGCGAAAAAAUAC